Messenger RNA from Neurospora tetrasperma FGSC 2508, 6225 nucleotides. RefSeq lists its product as uncharacterized. Gene Ontology annotation, biological process: chromatin remodeling; DNA repair; DNA-templated transcription. Bases 1 to 6021 code for a protein of 2006 amino acids. NCBI's taxonomy places the organism in Eukaryota, Fungi, Ascomycota, Sordariomycetes, Sordariales, Sordariaceae. The record is from RefSeq and is a predicted model, not a curated record. Gene Ontology annotation, molecular function: ATP binding; ATP-dependent chromatin remodeler activity; histone binding. The transcript has 4 exons. Gene Ontology annotation, cellular component: Ino80 complex; nucleus.
AUGGACCACUUCUCGACAGUGCUGCAGCGACCUCCUCAUUUUGACGAGGAUGGAACAGAAGGGAGAGGAGAUCGAGGAAACGGCGCCGGUCCAGGUCCAGCACCACCACCACCACGCGGAGGUCUGCGCGACAUUCUCAACCCAGUGAGCAGCAACAGCGCCGUACAAUCCCAAGCAGCAGCACCACCACCACCAGCAGCGUCAUCAUCGCUCCAUGGAUUUGCAGGAUCAGUGCCGCCGACCUCCUUGACAAAUUCUAUGCGCGCGACGCCGCACAGCUCGUCCUCGUUCAAUUUACGAUCGCCGACGCAGCAACCGUCGGAAUACCGUCAUCCACUUUCCUCUCUGGCGACUCCAGCACACGCUGCUGCACCACCACAUCUAGCACCCUUUACGGCCUCGCCUCCCACGUCCACCAUCAACGCCAACAACAACAACAACAACAACAACAACGCGCUAGGUGCCGCCGGCAGUCUGAGCAGUCAACCACCACCACCACCACCCACGGGUCCGCCCUCAAUUCUUAAUCCUCCAACACCAAGCCAACAACAUCAACAACACCACCAUCCCAAUCCCUUUGUCGCAGCAUCCGCACCCUCGCUGCCGCCGCCGCCGCCGUCCUCGUUGCAAGCUCCACCCGCCAUUACACCCAUCGCUGGCCUAUCAGCUCCGGCCCCGGCAUCGAGUUCGCUACCUCUGUCAGCAGGAGGCAUCGGAAACUCCAUCACGGUCUCGUCCAGCUCCCAACCGCCAGCCCGAGCAUCGCAACUGCACGCGCCAUCGGCCUACUAUUCGCCGGCAGAAUCGUUCCGCGAUCGGGAUUCGUCAGUACGCGAAAAAUCAUCGACAGGCGGCAGCUUUUACGACCCAACCGCCGAGGCCAGCAACAGCAUUAGUGGCUCGAGUCCACGAAAAGAUCGAGAUCGCGACCGUGAUCACCGGGGUACAACAAGGGAAUCACAGCGCCGCAGGGUUUCGGGCCAUUCCGACACGGGCUCCUCCUGGCGAAACGCGACCCAGACUUCCGCUUCGGGCUCGGCCAGCAACAAGGCCCGCGAUCCGUACAACUAUUCCCCGUCCUCGGCCGAUUAUUACAACACCAGGAAAAAGGAAAACUACCCGGUCGAUAAUACGUCGUCUUCAUCGAUUGCAGCUCCGUCCAACUUUACUGUUGCGACGCGUAGUCCUGUAGCCGCGCUUUCCCAUCCGGCAUCCAUAGCUGCACCAGCUAGUGUCGGCAGUCUCACCGGAUCCAUCAGCCCCAGGCUUUCACUCAGACCACCAAGCAUGGCCUCUCCCACCAUACGAAGCGCCGUCUUAGCUAAUCCCACAAACGGCAUAACUUCCACCGCACUACCGGCUCUAGGCAGGAACGAUUCGCCACCUUCCAAGAUGUCUCCCGCUACAUCAACCAACCCUAGCCGUGCCGCUGGUGUCAUGUCCUUUUCCAAUAUUCUCUCGAGCUCCGAGCCCGUUCCUAGACCCCGUGCGACUUCACCCAACAACAUGGAUGAUGACGACGACGUUCCCAUGAAGGUCGAGCGCGCCGACUCAUCCGAGAAGGUCGUCAAGGAGAAGAAGGAGAGGAAACCGCGCCAGCCCAAGCAACCACGCAUCUCUGACAUCAGGCACUCCGAGUCCACUCCCAAGGGGCGACGAGGGUCGACCAAGCAAGAGAGUCCGCUGCCCAACAUUCGCAUUCCGGCCAAGAGAACGGCCAACGGUGCUCCCAAGCAACAAAAGACAUUCUCGGCGGAGAAUGAGGAGAAGAUCAGGAAAGCGAUGGAUCGAAUCGAAACACGAGAGCUUCCCCACGAGGACGAAUUCGAGGAGGAGUUGCGCUUGUGGAGGGAGCGACGCGAGUACAAGAGGCAACAGAUGAACCAACGCGACCUCCGCCAGCGCCGACAGAGGAGAGCCGACUACACCGAAGUCGAAGCCCAGAAGCUCAAGCUGCAUGCCGACUUUGGCAAGCGUCGAUAUGAUGAUCUUAAUUACGAUGAUGCGUUGCAGGAGGUUCGGGAGCGCGAGCUCUUUGCCGAGAAGGAGCGCAAGAAGGACAUGCAGCGCAAGAGGCGGCGCGAGAAGUCCAUGGCCACUACCAUGGAGGCAAAGGCAGCCGCCUUGGCUAGGGCCUCUGCAGCGCAGGAUGAAGCCGAAAGACAGAAGUACAUGCGCGAAGCAGAACGGGCGAAUAAGAAAGUUCAACAGACCCGCCUCAUUUUGCAGAAGGGCAUCAAGGGCCCGUCGCGGAACACCGGUCCCAUCGAGCCGAACCUGGAAGGCGGUACUAUGGCUACGUUCCAGGCCGAGAACAUGGAGCCUGGUAAGACGAAGGGUAAGGGUCGUGCCGGCGCGAGACCCAAGAAAUCCAAGGAGCAGAAGCAGGCCGAGAAGGAUGCCGCCGAAGCUGCCCAAGCCGCUCUUGAUGCCGGUCUCGAGCUGCCGCCCAAGGAAGAAACCAACAAGAUCCGCAUCAAGCUCACCAAGACUAAGGCGCCCAAGGAGGCUGAUGUGGACAAGGAUAAGGAGAACAAGGAGCCUCAAGAGCCGAAGGAGCCUAAGGAGCCCAAAGAGAAGGUGGUGAAGGAAAAGGUUGUGGAGGAACCCAAGGACCCGUUGGAACUCAAGUUCCAGUCCAAGGGCUUCAACCAGAUCUAUGACCAGAUUUGGCGCGAUCUUGCUAGGAAGGACGUCAACAAGGUGUUCAGAUUGGCGAUCGAUUCGUAUUCUACCAAGUCCUCUAACCUCAAGAAGACUGCCAUCCUCGCGUCCAAAGAGGCCAAGAGAUGGCAACUCCGUACCAACAAGGGCACCAAGGAUUUGCAAGCUCGUGCCAAGCGUGUCAUGCGUGACAUGAUGGGCUUCUGGAAGCGCAACGAGCGUGAAGAGCGUGAUCUCCGAAAGGCAGCUGAAAAGCAAGAGCUGGAGAACGCUCGCAAGGAGGAAGCAGACCGCGAAGCCGCUCGCCAGAAGAGGAAGCUCAACUUCCUUAUCUCGCAGACCGAACUGUACUCCCAUUUCAUUGGCAAGAAGAUCAAAACUAACGAGGUGGAGCGCAGCACGGACCACCCCGAUGAGAUCGCGGCUGAGAAGGACAAGAUCCCAGAGAACGAGAUGGACAUCGAGGUGCCUACUGGCCCCAUUGGUGCCAAGGUUACCAACUUUGAGAAUCUCGACUUUGACGCCGAAGAUGAAUCGACGCUGCGGGCUGCUGCCAUGGCGAAUGCGCAGAAUGCUAUUGCCGAGGCCCAGAAGAAGGCUAGGGAGUUCAACAAGGAAGAGUCCAAGCUUGAUGAGGAUGGCGAGAUGAACUUCCAGAACCCAACCAUGAUGGGCGACGUCGAGAUCGAGCAGCCCAAGCUUCUCAACUGCCAGCUCAAGGAGUACCAGCUCAAGGGUCUCAACUGGCUCGUCAACCUGUACGAGCAAGGCAUCAACGGUAUCCUGGCCGACGAAAUGGGUCUAGGAAAGACGGUGCAGUCCAUUUCCGUCAUGGCCUACCUUGCCGAGAAGUACGAUAUCUGGGGUCCCUUCCUGGUUGUUGCGCCUGCAUCGACCCUGCACAACUGGCAGCAGGAAAUCACAAAGUUCGUUCCCCAGUUCAAGGUGCUCCCUUACUGGGGUACUGCAGGCGACCGUAAGGUGCUGCGUAAGUUCUGGGAUCGCAAGCACACGACCUACAAGAAGGACGCCCCCUUUCAUGUCAUGAUUACCUCGUACCAACUCGUUGUCUCUGAUGUUGCGUACUUCCAGAAGAUGAAGUGGCAGUACAUGAUCCUGGAUGAAGCCCAGGCUAUCAAGAGUUCACAGAGUUCGCGUUGGAAGUGCCUGUUGGGCUUCCACUGCCGUAACCGUCUCCUGUUGACGGGUACCCCUAUCCAGAACAACAUGCAGGAACUCUGGGCCCUGCUGCAUUUCAUCAUGCCGUCACUGUUCGACUCUCACGAUGAGUUUAGUGAAUGGUUCUCUAAGGACAUUGAGUCUCAUGCUCAGAGUAAUACCAAGCUCAACGAGGACCAGCUGAAGCGUCUGCACAUGAUCCUCAAACCCUUUAUGCUGCGUCGUGUCAAGAAGCAUGUCCAAAAGGAACUCGGCGACAAGAUCGAGAUGGACGUUUUCUGCGAUCUCACAUACAGACAGCGUGCCAUGUACGCCAAUUUGCGCAAUCAGAUCAGCAUCAUGGACCUCAUCGAGAAGGCGACACUGGGCGACGACGAUUCUGCUAGUCUCAUGAAUCUCGUCAUGCAGUUCCGUAAGGUGUGCAACCACCCUGACCUCUUCGAGCGGGCGGAUACCGCUUCGCCGUACUCGUUCGGCUACUUUGCCGAGACAGCCUCGUUCAUCCGUGAGGGUAGCCAGGUUACCGUCGGUUACUCUACGCGCAGCUUGAUCCAGUACGAGCUGCCUAGACUGCUCUGGCGCGACGGAGGACGGCUGCACAAGGCUGGUGAAGACAACCAGGUCGCUGGAUGGCGGAACCAGUGGCUCAAUGAGAAGUUCAACAUCUGGACUCCGGAGCAUAUCCGUGAGAGCCUAGCCGGGACUGACAACUUCUCAUGGUUGCGCUUUGCCGACACAAGCUACGAGGAGGCAUACCAGGCUAGUCACAAGGAUCUCUUUGCUCGGGCUGUCGAGAUGUCCACCAAGAAGAACCGGCUUGCGAAGAUCAAGAUCGCUUACGAUGAGCCGGAGGACUUGAACUUCACUCCGGCGCAUGCCCUCUUCCAGAUCAGGGAACGUGAGGAUCGGAGGCCUUUGGCUGAGAUCACUGAGCAAGGCAUUCUGGGCAGUUUGAUGAAUGUCUCCCGGAGUGCAUUCUCCGAGACUGGCCUCGGUCGUCUCGAGCAGGCUGCAGCUCCCAAGGCCUCGGCUCCUCCUAUCGAGGUGGUCUGCGACAGCCGUAGCGCAGUGGUUGAGCGGGAGAACAUCAUGUUUAACGCUCCCAUGCGCAAGGUCCUCUUUGGACCUACCCUGGCCGAGGAGAAGGCGCUCGUCGUACAAAAGGUGCCGCCAUCACGCUACCCACCGCCAGCGUUGCUCCCUGCGCCAGACAAGGAGAAGCAGAAGUUCACCAACAUCACCGUCCCGUCGAUGCGCCGCUUUGUCACCGACUCGGGCAAGCUCGCCAAGCUCGACGAGCUCCUGCGCGAGCUCAAGGAGAAUGGCCACCGCGUCCUCCUCUACUUCCAAAUGACGCGCAUGAUCGAUCUCAUGGAAGAGUAUCUUACUUACCGCAACUACAAGUACUGCCGACUCGACGGUUCAACCAAGCUCGAAGACCGUCGCGACACCGUUGCCGACUUCCAGACCCGCCCCGAGAUCUUCAUCUUCCUGUUGUCUACUCGUGCCGGUGGUCUGGGCAUCAACCUGACCUCUGCCGACACCGUCAUCUUCUACGACUCGGAUUGGAACCCGACCAUCGAUUCGCAAGCCAUGGAUCGUGCCCAUCGUCUGGGUCAGACCAAGCAGGUUACUGUCUACCGUCUUAUUACCAAGGGCACGAUCGAGGAACGCAUCCGCAAGCGUGCCAUGCAAAAGGAAGAAGUCCAGCGCGUGGUUAUCACGGGUGGCUCUUCGGCUGCUGGUGGCGGUGUGGACUUCUCUGGUCGUCGUGCGCCUGAGAACAGGAACCGCGAUAUCGCCAUGUGGCUGGCGGAUGAUGAGCAGGCGGAGAUGAUUGAGAAGAGGGAGCGCGAGCUGUUGGAGAGUGGAGAGUUGGAUAAGUUGCAGAAGAAGAGCAGGGGAGGUAACAAGAGGAAGAGGGGAGGUGCUGGGGGAGAAGGGAAGGAGGUUAGUUUGGAUGAGAUGUAUCAUGAGGGUGAGGGCAACUUUGAUGAUGGAGGGAAUAAUAUCAAGGGUAGCGGAACGGCUACGCCUAAUGGUGCUGCCGGUGGUGAGGGAGGUGAUGGAAAGGGAGCAGCGGGAGGAGCGGCGAAGAAGAGGAAGACGGGUGGAAGCAAAAAGGCCAAGACGACCAAGCAGAGAUUGGCUAUUGCUGAUGGGGAGAUUGAUAUCUGAUCCCGAUGUUCGUCUCCUGGAAGCCUCCUCAAGGGAAGAUAUGAAGAGCAUGAUAUCGCAGCGCUGAAUUCGUGAAGGAGGAGGAGGAAAUUGCUUUCUUUGCAUUGUUUUCCUUUUGUAGUACUAGAUGGUGAACGGGUGGGUGGGUUUGAGCUGAGCAUUUGCUACAUUCGUCAACUUGCAUGUUCAUUUCAUGGAUUCAAA